UCACCAACCCACCACUAGAGGUCUCCUCUUUCCGUAUAGAAAGCAUUCUCAGAGGUAGCUGCUUGAAUUGAUCAGAAAUUGCUGAAAUUAACCAAGUCACAGUUGACAAUCAAAAGAAACUGGGAAACUGAGACCGGAGUGACUUGUUCAAUAGCUAUUGAGAGGCAAAUCAAAUGAUGCUGUUUGGAAAAGUUGCCUGGCAGUUGUGUGGCUUGAAGAAAAUCCCAUGGUCAUGUGAUUCCAGAUACUUCUGGGGCUGGUUGAAUGCCGUGUUUAAUAAAGUAGAUUAUGAACGCAUCAGGGAUGUUGGCCCUGAAAGGGCGGCCUCCGAGUGGCUGCUUCGCUGUGGGGCCAUGGUACGCUACCAUGGCCAGGAGAGGUGGCAGAAGGACUACAACCACCUCCCAACAGGCCCUCUGGACAAAUACAAGAUCCAGGCCAUUGAUGCCACUGACUCUUGUAUCAUGGGCAUUGGAUUUGAUCACAUGGAGGGCCUACAGUAUGUUGAAAAAAUAAGGCUAUGCAAGUGUCAUUAUAUCGAGGAUGCCUGUUUGGAGAGAAUUAGUCAACUUGAAAAUUUACAAAAAAGCUUGUUGGAAAUGGAAAUUAUCUCGUGUGGGAAUGUCACAGACAAAGGCAUCAUUACUUUACAUCAUUUAAGAAACCUCAAGUAUUUGUUGUUAAGUGAUCUUCCUGGAAUAAGAGAUAAAGAAAACCUUGUCCAAGUCUUUAGGACAUUACUACCGUCUCUGGAACUAAAAUUAGACUUGACGCAAAAUAAGACCAGCAUGAAGCAUGGAAGACUGCUUCUGGAAUUUCCCUUCAUAGCUUGCCAAGUGGCCUCCCCCAGUUAGUUAGUUGCUUAUGUUUU
This is a messenger RNA of Molossus molossus (Pallas's mastiff bat), 871 nucleotides long. RefSeq names its product distal membrane arm assembly complex 2 like (gene DMAC2L). The transcript is spliced from 7 exons. Lineage: Eukaryota; Metazoa; Chordata; Mammalia; Chiroptera; Molossidae. Bases 174 to 854 code for a protein of 226 amino acids. The record is from RefSeq and is a predicted model, not a curated record.